Messenger RNA from Metarhizium acridum CQMa 102, 702 nucleotides. The record is from RefSeq and is a predicted model, not a curated record. Lineage: Eukaryota; Fungi; Ascomycota; Sordariomycetes; Hypocreales; Clavicipitaceae.
AUGCCAAUCAUCGCAAAACGUGAUUUGUUCCCUGUCAUGAAAAGCGUCUACGCGAAGAAGAAUAACGCGAUCGUAAAGAAGAACGGAAAGAAGAACGACGCUAACUUGAAGAAGAAUAACAUUAACGCGAAGAAGAAUAACGCCGUCGUAAAGAAGAACGGAAAGAAGAACGACGCCAACUCGAAGAAGAACGACGCCGUCGUAAAGAAGAACAACGCUGUCGUGAAGAAGAACAACGCUAUCGUGAAGAAGAACGGAAAGAAGAACGACGCCAACUCGAAGAAGAACGACGCCGUCGUAAAGAAGAACAACGCUGUCGUGAAGAAGAACAACGCUAUCGUGAAGAAGAACGGAAAGAAGAACGACGCCAACUCGAAGAAGAACGACGCCGUCGUAAAGAAGAACAACGCUGUCGUGAAGAAGAACAACGCUAUCGUGAAGAAGAACGGAAAGAAGAACGACGCCAACUCGAAGAAGAACGACGCCGUCGUAAAGAAGAACAACGCUGUCGUGAAGAAGAACAACGCUAUCGUGAAGAAGAACGGAAAGAAGAACGACGCCAACUCGAAGAAGAACGACGCCGUCGUAAAGAAGAACAACGCUGUCGUGAAGAAGAACAACGCUAUCGUGAAGAAGAACGGAAAGAAGAACGACGCCGACUCGAAGAAGAAUAACAUUAACGCAAAGAAGCUAAGGAAUUAG